ACUUUAUCAAAAUGUUGAUAUAAAUCUGAAGAAUAUUGCUCAAUUACCUGAAGAUGAUGUACCAGAAUGUAUUAUGUCAACGAUGGAACAGAAGAUAGGUGAUGAAGAAAUUCAAUCUGAAAGAAUUGGAUAUAUUCCUGAUCCUUUAUCUGACCCAAUAGAACGUACUAGUACAGAUAGUAUUCCUAUUACUAACAGUGGUGUUCUCGAUGUCAAUGGAUCAUCAGUGUCUUCAGAUGAAAUUACUAAUUAUCUUUUGCACAAAAUUAAAAAUGACGGAACAAAGGAGCAGAUGGACACCGAAAAUGUUUAUUUGAUUCCUCAUUCUUCGAAGCCUGUUAACGAAUAUUUUAAUCCAAAACUACUCGUAGGUCUGUAUCCAACCUUAUUCUGUUAUGGACGUGGAGCACCUGAAGAUCAAUCUCGUCCAGUUAAAGUAAAUUUACGAGAACACAUACGUUAUCUGUUAUCCUACAAUGAUCGACGUUUUGAAACAAACCACAGUUUUAUAUUUGUCGUCUUCAACCUAUUACAACGACGUGAUGCUUGUUUUCAUGCUCAGCUGAUCGCAACAAAACCAUACUUUCGAGCAUCUGCUGAUGAAAUUCAAUCCUUGAAAAGCAAAGAUAUUGAAAUGGCUCUCGAUAACAUUUCCAAAAAAACAUACAGUUCGGAAUCCAACAGUGCAUUAAAUAAAUUAUUGCAUCAUAUUAAAACCAUCGGUGGUCGCGUUAUGGGUUCAGCAUAUUCACGUACGGCAUUGCGUACACGUAUUCAUGCAUUAAUCUAUAAUCAAGGGUUACCAAGCAUUUUUUUAACUUUAAAUCCAGCUGAUAUUCACAGUCCCGUAGCAUUAUAUUUUGCGGGAGUCAAGUUGGAUUUAGAUAAUAUUCAAAUAGUGCAACUGAUGACUACUUACAAAAGAGCAGAAAUUAUAGCUUCUCGUCCUGUUGCUACCGCAAAAUUUUUUCAUUUAUUAAUUUCAAAUAUCUUAAAUACUAUGAUUAGUGGUGGUGUUCUUGGACCAAUAAAAGCUUAUUUUGGUACUGUUGAAAGUCAAGGACGAGGUUCGCUUCAUUUGCAUCUUCUUAUUUGGCUUGAUCAUGAUAUGAAACCAGCUGAUAUGAAACAAAAGAUUCAAAAUGCUGAUUUUCGUGAAAAAACAUUGAAUACUCCACCACGAUUAUCACAAGAUAAUAUCUAUGCAGCUUUACGUACUAUGGAUUUAACAGGUUUAGGCGAAAAUAUAAAUAAAUCUCCUGUUUGGUCGACACCAAUCAAGGAACAACUUUCUCCGUCAACUCCUUAUGCUUCUCCAUUAUGGAAUAAAUCUUUACAGACACCAACACAUGAUCGACCAACAUCUAUUAUGAAUGUUUUACACAAUCAAUCAAACAUAAAUCCAGCUUGCUUACCUACUCCAAAUCCAUCAUCGCCAAAUUUUGCAGCACGUUUUCGUGCAGAUGUGGUACAACUUGUGGAAGCAGACAACAAGCACAAGCAUAGUGACACAUGUUACAAGUAUUCUAAUCCUAAACAAGGUGACAAGAAAAUUUGUCGACUGCGUAUGCCACGCAAAUUAGAACCAGUUUCGACGAUUGAUCUGGAUACUGGCCAUAUUUCUAUGCGACGAUCGGAUCCAUGGAUUAACAAUUUUAAUGAAUACCUCAUCGCAGCCUGUCGAUCCAACAUGGAUAUUAAAUUUAUUUGGAGUGGUAGUGAUGCAAAGGCUCUUGUUUAUUAUAUUACCGAUUAUGUCACAAAGAUGAGUCUCUCUUUUCAUGAUACAUUUGCUCUUGUACAAAAAAGCAUAACAUCGUUCCAAAAUUCAUUGCAACACACAAGCAAGGAAAGUGCAAUUGAGAAGUCGCGUAAACUGGUUUUACGUUGUUACAACACACUCGCUUCUCAACAAGAACUAUCUGGUGUUCAAGUUGCAUCUUAUCUUAUGAAUUGGGAUGAUCAUUACACAACGCACAAAUUUCAAGGUCUCUAUCUAAUUCAAACUGAACGAUUUUUGCAAGCCGAAUUAAACGAAAUACGUGCGCAACAAAAGUUGGAACUUGCAACCCAUGGUGAGUAUACAGGUAUUUGA
Molecule: messenger RNA, 2095 nt
Organism: Rotaria sp. Silwood1
Lineage: Eukaryota; Metazoa; Rotifera; Eurotatoria; Philodinida; Philodinidae
Source: the annotation of a GenBank genome assembly